Messenger RNA from Cucurbita pepo subsp. pepo (vegetable marrow), 675 nucleotides. Its product is annotated as LOB domain-containing protein 4. The record is from RefSeq and is a predicted model, not a curated record. NCBI's taxonomy places the organism in Eukaryota, Viridiplantae, Streptophyta, Magnoliopsida, Cucurbitales, Cucurbitaceae.
GAGAGGCGGAGUGUCCAGGCAGAGAGAGAGAGAGAGAGAGAGAGAGAGAGGACACGUGGCAGCGAGAGAGAUGAAGACAGAGAAUGGGCUGAGAAAACAAGGGGGCGGAGGAGCAGCGCCAUGCGCAGCAUGCAAGCUGCUGAGAAGAAGGUGCGGCGAGGAAUGCGUAUUCGCGCCAUACUUCCCCGCGGACCAACCCCAUAAGUUCGCCAAUGUCCACAAGGUCUUCGGCGCUAGCAACGUCAACAAAAUGCUCCAGGAGUUGCCACUUCACCAGCGAGGAGAUGCAGUGAGCAGUUUAGUAUAUGAAGCGAACGCUAGAGUGCGCGACCCGGUCUAUGGGUGUGUGGGAGCGAUAUCGUCUCUACAGCAGCAGAUAGACAGCCUCCAAACUCAGCUGGCUCUGGCUCAAGCUGAGGUUGUGCACCUAAGGGUGCGACAGACAGCAUCAUUUUCAAACUAUGGGCUAAGCCCAACAAGCCCAGGUAACAGUGGGUCACCCUCAUCCAGGCUCAUGGGCUCACAAUCCUCCAGGCCCAUGUUUGAGAUGGAUAUGGUUGUGGACCAGGCCAUGGGGGACUCAGUGUGGUGAUUAUAAUAUUAUUAUUUACCCAAAAUCCCAUUUACUUGGAGAUUUAGUUAGUUUUUUUUUUUUUUUUUUUUUUUUUUUUUUUU